Otolemur garnettii (small-eared galago) is the source of this 4694-nucleotide messenger RNA. It is a transcript of the gene ECE1, whose product is annotated as endothelin converting enzyme 1. Gene Ontology annotation, molecular function: metalloendopeptidase activity. The record is from RefSeq and is a predicted model, not a curated record. NCBI's taxonomy places the organism in Eukaryota, Metazoa, Chordata, Mammalia, Primates, Galagidae. Gene Ontology annotation, cellular component: plasma membrane. The transcript is spliced from 19 exons. Bases 31 to 2346 code for a protein of 771 amino acids. Gene Ontology annotation, biological process: peptide hormone processing.
CCAGAGCGAGACCGGUGUCCAGGGCGCAGUAUGCGGAGUGUGUGCCCUCUGCCCCUGGUGGCCGCGGUGCUGUCGGCGCUGGGGAUGUCGACCUACAAGCGGGCCACGCUGGACGAGGAGGAGCUGGUGGACUCCCUCUCCGAGGGUGAAGUGUACCCCAACGGCUUGCAGGUGAACUUUCGCAGCCCCCGGAGCAGCCAGAGGUGCUGGACUGAGAGGACCCAAGUGGAGAAGCGGCUGGUAGUGUUGGUGGCGCUUCUGGUGGCAGGACUGGUGGCCUGCUUGGCAGCGCUGGGCAUCCAGUACCGGACAAGAACCCCCUCAGUGUGCCUGAGCGAGGCCUGUGUCUCAGUGACCAGCUCCAUCUUGAGCUCCAUGGACCCCACAGUAGACCCUUGCCAAGACUUCUUUAGCUAUGCCUGUGGCGGCUGGAUCAAGGCCAACCCUGUGCCGGACGGCCACUCACGCUGGGGGACCUUCAGCAACCUCUGGGAACACAACCAAGCCAUCAUCAAGCGCCUCCUUGAGAAUGCCACAGCCAGCGCGAGCGAGGCCGAGAGGAAGGCACAGGUGUACUACCGUGCGUGCAUGAAUGAGACCAGGAUCGAGGAGCUCAGGGCCAAGCCCCUGAUGGAGCUGAUUGAGAAGCUUGGGGGCUGGAACAUCACAGGUCCUUGGGCUAAGGACAACUUCCAGGACACCCUGCAGGUAGUCACUGCCCACUAUCGCACCUCGCCCUUCUUCUCCGUCUACGUCAGUGCCGACUCCAAGAACUCCAACAGCAACGUGAUCCAGGUGGACCAGUCUGGCCUGGGCUUACCCUCAAGAGACUACUACCUGAACAAAACCGAAAAUGAGAAGGUGCUAACCGGAUACCUGAACUACAUGGUCCAGCUGGGGAAGCUGCUGGGUGGGGGGGAUGAGGAUGCCAUCCGGCCCCAGAUGCAGCAGAUCCUGGACUUUGAGACGGCGCUGGCCAACAUCACCAUCCCCCAGGAGAAGCGCCGGGACGAGGAGCUCAUCUAUCACAAAGUGACGGCAGCCGAGCUGCAGACCUUGGCACCUGCCAUCAACUGGUUGCCCUUUCUCAACACCAUCUUCUACCCUGUGGAGAUCAAUGAAUCCGAGCCUAUUGUGGUCUACGACAAAGAAUACCUUGAACAGGUCUCUACUCUCAUCAACAACACUGACAAAUGCCUGCUGAACAACUACAUGAUCUGGAACCUGGUGCGGAAAACAAGUUCCUUCUUGGAUCAGCGCUUUCAGGAUGCUGAUGAGAAGUUCAUGGAAGUCAUGUACGGGACCAAGAAGACCUGUCUCCCUCGCUGGAAGUUUUGUGUGAGUGACACAGAAAACAACCUGGGCUUUGCCCUGGGCCCCAUGUUCGUCAAAGCAACCUUCGCUGAGGACAGCAAGAACAUAGCCACUGAGAUAAUCCUGGAAAUCAAGAAGGCGUUUGAGGAAAGCCUGAGCACCCUGAAGUGGAUGGAUGAAGAGACACGGAAAUCGGCCAAGGAAAAGGCAGAUGCUAUCUACAACAUGAUUGGUUACCCCAACUUCAUCAUGGACCCCAAGGAGCUGGACAAAGUGUUCAACGAUUACACUGCAGUCCCAGACCUCUACUUCGAGAACGCCAUGCGAUUUUUCAACUUCUCGUGGAGGGUCACUGCCGACCAGCUCAGGAAAGCCCCCAACAGAGAUCAGUGGAGUAUGACACCACCCAUGGUGAAUGCCUACUACUCACCCACCAAGAAUGAGAUUGUGUUUCCAGCUGGGAUCCUGCAGGCACCAUUCUACACCCGCUCCUCACCCAAGGCCUUAAACUUUGGUGGCAUUGGUGUCGUCGUGGGCCAUGAGCUGACUCAUGCUUUUGAUGAUCAAGGGCGGGAGUAUGACAAGGACGGGAACCUGCGACCGUGGUGGAAGAACUCAUCUGUGGAAGCCUUCAAGCACCAGACCGAGUGCAUGGUGGAGCAGUACAGCAACUACAGCGUGAACGGGGAGCCCGUGAACGGCCGCCACACCCUCGGGGAGAACAUCGCUGACAACGGGGGCCUCAAGGCUGCCUAUCGGGCUUACCAGAACUGGGUGAAGAAGAAUGGGGAUGAGGAGACAUUGCCCACCCUGGGUCUCACCAAUGACCAGCUCUUCUUCCUGGGGUUUGCACAGGUCUGGUGCUCUGUCCGCACACCUGAGAGCUCCCACGAAGGCCUCAUCACUGACCCUCACAGCCCUUCCCGCUUCCGGGUCAUCGGCUCCCUCUCUAAUUCCAAGGAGUUCUCGGAACACUUCCGCUGCCCCCUCGGCUCACCCAUGAACCCACAGCACAAAUGUGAAGUCUGGUAGGGGCGAAGCACAGAGAGCCGUGAAAGAGAAGGGGAGGGGGCUGAGGACAAGACCCUGGGCGGGGCCAACAAGCCUGCCCCCCUCCCAGCCUCCGGGGCAUCGCCCAGCCCAGUUGGCACCCAGGGCCCCCUUCCUCCGAGCUGGAGGGUUUUCACCUCGAACUGAGCCCAUGAUGCAGGCUCUCAGCAUAACCUGAGAUUUGGUCCCCUCUGAAGACCCUGACAUCCCAGGCACAGGGGUGUCCAUUCUAGCAGGCAUUUGGGUGUCAGGCUGGUGGCUUACCGUGCCUGGGCCACGUGAUGACAAGGGUCCAGAUACAUCACAAAUACCACUGUGUCAAAUGCUUUCGAUAUAUAUUUUUGGGGAAACUAUUUUUUAAACAUUGUGGAAUACACUGGAAAUCUUCAGGGAAAAAAAUGCAUUUAAAAUACUUUUUUUUUUCUUUUAAGGAAAGGAUUGGUAUAUUUAUUAUGUUCUGUUUUUCUAAGUGAUCUGUGGACAAGGGAAGCCCCAGUGAUUAACUGACUCCCUCUCUUCCCCGCUCACUGUGAGGCUGGACUGAGGCCAGGGUGCCUAGGCCACUGAGCAGGUUCCCAAAUUAGAGAGCUGCCACAGCCCUUAGGGUGUGCCAUUUCAGCCUCAGUCACCUGGUGUGGAUAGGAGAAGCAUAGUGGCCAGGCAGAGGGAGGCGCCAGCUGGAGGAGGGUGGGGACGUGGGCAAGUCAUGGGUACUGUUCCUGUCAGCUUACCUGCCCCUCUCCCCACGGUCAGAUAUUGGGAACUCCAGCAAGAAAGCCUGACCUCCAGAGUCACAGCAGGGGACUGCUGUAGCAGAAUCAGGCCAGGUCAGGGACUCAAACACCACACAGGCUCCCUGAGCACCCUGGGUCUGGCCCACAGGAGCCCUGUGAGGCUGUGAUGCCCCGUCAGAUGCACAUAGCUGUACCAUGGAUGUCUUCUUUCCGCCCCUCCUUCUUUGGCCACCCCUUAUCUGUCUAGGGCAUGUCGCCUUUCUGUAGCAAUCCCCCAAUUCCAGCCACUUAGGGGCCUGGCCACCCUCUUCCCUAGGGGAAGGAGAAAAGAGAAAACAGUGCUGGUCCCCCGCAGGGCCAUAUCCUCCCUCUGAGCUCCGUCCUCCUCCACCGGGCCUGGGCCUGGCUCCCAGCACCAGUUCUCAAGUGCCUUAUCUGAGGCUGUGGCCCAAGGAGAUAGCCCUUGCCCCCAGAGAGCCCUUGGCCUCCUCAGUGUAGCCCCCAAGUGUCCUGACUGGAACACAGGCCAUAGUCCCACUCCCAGUAACCGCAGGGCUGCCCAACCUGAGAGCUCUGGCCUUCUGGCCUACAGGUCAGUGGCCCCAGACACCAGGAGUCUGAGGAACUACUGAACUUGCCCUGGGCUCCAGCCCCGGUCAGCCCCUUGGUUGAAUCAAAACAGUACUAACAGCUGCAGACUCAUCUCCUUUAGGGGAUGCUUAUAGCCAGGGGAGGGUAUAAAGGAAGGUUCUCCAACCCAGUUUGGCCUGCGGUGUCCUGUGUCCCCCUCCCUGAGACCACAGCUCCAGUAGCAAGUCCGUGAGCUCCACCAGGCAGACCCACGUGUAGCAUCCAUGUUGUUCUGUGGCCGGUAACUAAAGCAGGAGCAUAGCCCAACACAGUCACAGCUCUGUCACCUCAGGGGCCAGAGCCCUAUCCCCAUAGUGCAGUCCCCUCACCCAGGAAGCCAGAAUCCUCCCUGCCUGAGAGGAGCAGACAGCUCUGUGAGUGCCCUGCCUUCUUGGAUCACCCUCUGAGCUGCCGCGGGGGUGUUGGGAGUGGAUUCGAGGUGAGUCUAGUCCCUACAUGCGGAAAUGCUGGUAGCUCUUCUGAGUAAAGACAGGAGGGAACCAGAGAAGGAGCCAGAGCCAGGAGCUGGCCACAGGCACCUUGCCAUGCAGAGAUGGGCCUUUCCUGGCCCUGGCCUUCUCUUCCUACCUCCUCCCCCCAAACCUGCUUCCUGCCUUGGGGGGUGGUCCUGGAGACCUCCCAAGGGAAGUAGGUCCCUCAGGCCUGGGCACAUUCCAGGGAAUGCAGGCUGCUCACACUGCUCAGAGGCAGGGGUAGAGUUGGCAGAGGGGAGGGGAGAAGAGAGCUUAGGCCUGGCAGGGAUGAAAGCGGAGGAAGCACCCUCACUGCCACUGCCCCCUCCAGAGCCUCUCCCCUUGGCCCCGGGAACCACGGGGCUGGCUUCUCUGUGGGUACAUGGACGUGCGGUCGGGAGCUGGGAAUCUAUUUUUUGUAUCAUUUUGUUCUGUGCUACUGUAGUUUUGGUGUGGCACUAUUGUAAUUAAAAUAAAGUACUUGUACCACGUA